AUGGCGUCGGAAACGGAGGUGUCGGUACCGGCAUGUCCACCACUUCCGGAGGCGGUGGCCGGCCUUCCGGUGUGUGGAUUGGCGUCGAAAGCGAAAUGCCUUCAACCGCCUGAAGAUGCCGGUUGCGGCGACAGUGAUUGUGAAAGCGGAGUAGGCGGUGUCGUCGUUACAGGCGAUCGUCAACGAGUGCAGCGUGUUUCGGCCCGACGGACGGAAGCGGCCAAGGGAGGAUUAGCCAACGGUAGCCGUGGUGACGCCAGUGAAGGUGCCUCGGAAAGUGUCAAGUACGCCAAGUACAACGCAAGCGGCCGCACAGGCCCGGUGUGUAGUGCAAACGGUACAGCGGUGGUCGGUCGAAGGGCAAUGGUGAAGCAAGUUAAUGGUGCGGGCGGAGGUGCAGGGGCCACCAGCGCUGGUAGCUCGGUAUCGUUGGACGAGAUCCUCCAGACGUUCAAUGCUCCAAUCUCCGAGGAUCAGGCAUGGGCGCUCAUCUACCAGGCGUCCCGGAUGUUUCAGAUGCGCCUUCAGGAUCCCGGAUGCAGUUUGCGGGAUCUGCGUCUUCCGCUGCUCCCCAACCAGCUGCAUCUCCAAAAGGACGGCAGCUGCUUCGUGACUGCAAAGACAGAUAAGGAACUGUGCGUUCCGACGACCCAGAAAAAGAUACUGCUGAAGCUGGGCAUCGUCGUGUACCGGGCCCUCGACUACAACCUGCCCACGAGCGAAGACUGCCAGAUCUCGCACGAGCUGGAGCAACUGAUCGAGUUCAUGACGUCCGAAGAUAACGACGACGAAGGCAUCGAGCGUGACUCGGAAGAGAUCGAAGAGGACCUGGCCACGAUCGACGGCGAAGACGGUGACUGUGCCAAUGGCAGCGGAACGGCCCACAACGGCACGACGGUGGGCGCCUCCAACGGGUGCGGUGGCCAGCGAAAGCAUCUCGAAACCAAAGAACUGGAUCACGUGCUGGAGUACUGCUCGACGCGUGUAUCACCCACAAAGCCAGAGGACCACUAUCGGGCUGUUUGUCGGGCGCUGGUCACCGAAACACUCGAGCUUCGCACGUUCCUACAGCGCGUCUGCCAGGGUGAGGCCGAGGUGCUUCGGUUAAAGGCGCAGGCGGAAACGACCGGCAAGGAGCUGGAAAAGAUUCACUUCAACGACUGGUCAGAUGACCAGAGAAUCUGGCAGGCACUGCAAGCCCGCUUCUGGAUGCAAGUGGUCGAUGAGCUGCGCCGUGGUGUGCGGCUGAAAAAGAUAAACUUUUCGCGCACUCCCAUCGAGUAUGAGCUGACACCGUACGAGAUCCUGAUGGAGGACAUCCGUUCCAGAAAGUACAAUCUACGCAAGGUUAUGGUGAAUGGCGACAUUCCGCCGCGGGUCAAGAAGGACGCACACGCCGUCAUACUGGAGUUCAUCCGAUCGCGGCCACCAUUGCGCAAGGCAUCGGAGAGAAAACUGGCUCCGGCCCCCCUGCGAAGGAUUGCGACGCCCCGCGAACAGCUGCUGGACUCGAUCCGGAAAGGGCGCGUGCUCAAGCCGGUGGUGCAUCCGAAGCUGAAGUCAAGACACUGUGAGUCACCGGAUGACGAUCCUUGUGUUGACGCGGCGCGUGACCUGGCGUACUGUCCACCGGACAACUUCACGCCGACCGUGGCCCCGAUGCCUCGUAAAGCGACCGUGCCGCCACCGGCCAACCGAGCACCGAAGGCUGCACCACGAACGUCGCAACCGCCGACGCCGAAACCUAGAUCAGUUUUACCUACCACAACGCAACUAGAUAGUGUAAAAAAAUCAUGUGAUGAAGAAAUCGACUCCAGUGGGGCCCCCAGCUUGGACGGAGUGAGCUGCAGUGGCAGCAGCAGCACGUGCAGCGGAGUCAGCAGCAGCACCAGCUACAGCAACAGCACAAGCAAGGCGAUGACACUGUCCCGAGCGACGUUUUCGCAUACCGGCAGCAUGCCCCGCAACACCCUAAGACUGAUACCAGUGGACUUUUCACUGUUGAAUGAUGAUGACUUCAUCGACGAAGCAGCGAACGAAGGCGCAGACUCCAGCAGCGGCGGACAGAGGCAACAGCAAAACGGUGGCCACCGGAUAUCGUCCGGGGUUGGCGCCAAACGUAGCAGCACCGACGAUCGCAACACCGACAGUACAAACCGCUCGAUGAUCGUCAACAACGAGAACAACCAGAACAACAUCAACACCGUGCUGCGACGAACAAAAAACAUCAUCACCCACGACGAAUAUCAUCGGUUCUGUGAUAAGGCUCUCGAAACCUACGAUCUCGCUACGCAGUGCGAGUCGCGGAGGGCAUCGAUGCGCCGACACACCAUCAUCGGGUGCAAUCAAAACUACAAGCUCGACCCAAUGGCCAGCCAUUCGAUGCCUCCGUCGAGGCCCGUUUCCCGCCAAUCGGAUCGGGAGCAUGCGACGAAUGGGAAACUCGAAAGCGGUGCCACGGUCCCCGCGGCGGCGGCAGGAUCUGCCAUGGCCAAGGAGAAACCGUCGGCGAUGGUUACGCCACACGUGGUGAAUGGUGCUGCGCGACCGGCACCGAUCGGUGGUAAUGGAGGUAGUGAGUGUGGCGUGGCCGGAACCGGCAGCAAUCUGUCUUCGCUCGACACCUGGACCAAAAAUUCGCUUGACGAAAGCCAGUGGAAGGAUACGUUCAAUCUGAACGAUCGGCUGUCGCUGACGCUGGAAGAAAUCGUACAUAUCCGCUCGGUGAUGACGAAGGCCGAGCUCGAGGGUCUGCCGGUGGACGUGCACAUCAAGGAGGACGUCGAGAAGCGGAAGGUGUGCUUCCUGUGUCUCCGCACCCGCUUCACCCUGUUCGCCCGGGGCAUCCUGUGCAAGCUCUGCCAACGGACGGUUUGCAACAAAUGCAAUACGAAGAUGCGAAUACCUACCGAACAUUUUCGCAAUGUUCCCGUGGUGCUCCUGUCACCUUCGCUUAUGAGCAGCCCCUGCACCUCGAACACACCCUCGCCCAGUCACCAUGCGCACGGUGGCGGCACCGGGUCCGGGCCGACCAGCAUGGUAGACGAAUCCUUCCCCCGAUCCCUGAUGGAGCGACUCUUGCGGCCUGAGUUAGAUCGGAAGACUCGAAACACGGUUGGCAGUGCUCCAUCCUCACCAAAGAACCAACGGUCAGCCUCCAGCACACCGGGCACCAGUCUGCACGGUGGCGAGACGCUUUCGCUGUCACUUUCGCACCACUCCUCCGGUGUCCAGCAUCAUCACGCCGCCAAAGAACACGCCGUAGCGUCCUCGGCUGCCAUCGUCAGUGCGCAGAAAUGCUCGCUCAUGUCACGCAGCAUGGAAGGACCGAACAGUCUUCCGCCGCAAAGCCCCGCCAGACCGCACUCCAACUGCAGCACGCUGGACAGAAAGAACCGCUUCACCAAAGCAUUCACCCUAACGGCGGCGGGCGGCCAGAGCGGGGUGUUGGACCCGCAAAAGGAACGGCUCACCGGUGAGCUGAUGGCCGUCUGCAACGAUUGUCGCAGCCUGGUGCUGGAAAUCAUACGAUCAUCGCGACAAACCCGAACAACGGCCCGCAAUCAGGUGUUGCGCCAUCUGACGCUCGACAUCUCGCCGGUGUACAAGUAAGCGAUUGGCGGGAGGCACUCGCGGGAUCGCGGGAUCCAUCGAGAAAGGAACGCGCUGAUGUUUGAUUGUUGGAUUUGAUUUUUUUAAAUAUCUUCCCGGCAUCUGAUUAUGAAAGGAUUAGCGAGGGCGAGAGAGUAUAAAAAGCAAAUUAAGGGAGGGGCUGAGUGAGGACGAGAUCAUCCGGAACACUACAAGUUGCGCCCAGGUUUGUUUGCGAAUGUUGUAUUUAUUAUAAUUAUUUAUUUAAAACAAACGGUACUUCCCUUCAAAUGAGUCAAACAAUGGGGCAGUAGAGCUGGGUGGACGCGCGGCACGAACCAUCGAAAGUUCCAGGAUCACGUUCGGUCGUCGUUUGCGAGCGGAAGGCACACUUGGCCCCUCAUAGUAAACUGAAUAACCGCCCCCGGCAGCGGACAGACUGAUGGAUAUCUGUAUGGCAUUGUAAUUAGGUUUUUCUCCGGUUUUCAACCAUGGUUUUUGUUUUGUUGCCUUUUAUUUCGAGAAAAUGAGUUUUACACACACCCGAAAGCAGUACUGUUGGCGCGAGGGCGUUAGAUAAAGUAAAUUCAGGACACAAAUAAAUUGUCGUUCAUAGAUCCAUAGGGCACGUGAUCGAAAUUUAAAAUAAAUCAUAUCAUCUUCAGUGCAUUCAUUUGAACAAUUUCAUUUGUUUUUUCUUUAUUUUGCGAAUCAGCACAUUGAAGUGAAGCGAUAGUUUUUGGAAAAAAACGUUAAUUUAUUCUCCUUGCGAAACGCUGGCUUUCAUUAGUAAGUUACGUGGAAGCUCGAAAUAUUUUCUGAGCGAGGAAACACUCAUUAGCAAUCGAACCUAUUCACUAUCGCCGUAGUUCGAUGUGUUUCGUGAAUAAUCAAUAGUAGAAAACUGUACUGUCGCACCAACCGUAACUACAGACUGCGCUUUGUGAGGAGACCCCGCACAUGAUCACAUUGUUUGCAUUGAUGUUUACGCAGCUACUGAUAACAAUCAUUACAGAAAUUAACCAACAGGAUUAAAUUAACUAAUCUAUCUAUCGCAAAAGCUUAGCGGAACUCUAACGUGCGCGCGAUGCUAGUAAAUGCAACGCAAACAGCCAAAAUCGAUGGCAUAAUACUGUUCGAAAAAUUGUAGUGUUUUGUGAAUUUAUUUUUCAUUUCCGCCGAGAAAGUAUUGCAAAUAAAUUAUUCAACUUGCGGAAGAAAUAUAUAACAAAGCCACAUGAUAGACAAAUGCAACAGUGCUUUCGCACUCUUGCCAUCAGUACAUGAAAAAUUCGAAAACAAUAGAAAAAUGACCGUUGAUGUUUAUAGCCGUUGUUUGUUCGAAAGGAAGGAUAUCUUCGAGGGCCGUUGGUAUGGGGAAACAGCGGGGCACGUGGAAACGGAUGAUCGCCCAGCACGUCUGUUUGCUUGUUGUGAAAUGAAGUGAUCACUGGAAACCUUGAAAAUUAGCAUAUAGUGGAGUAUAUCAACCAUAGAAAGGCUGUCACUAGUAUAUUUAUACACAAAUCUUCCAUCUUUGCGAACUACAACCGACUUUUAAAUGCGUUCAGUAGCGAGAAGGCACACGAGUACUCGACCUGCAAUACUCAUACGAAUCGUAGAUGAACAUUUUAACACUACUUCCGAAUGCAGAACGAAGAAAACGGAGCCCGUCUACGGGACGAUCAAAGUUUUCCAUGAAAGUAUUAUCACAUUUAUGCGACUAAUUAAAGAUGGAGACUGUAGAUGAAUCUAGGGAUGAAAGCACGAAUGCGAAGGAAACAGGCACAUUGCGAAAAACCAGCGUAUCGAAUGUGGAAGGAUGGAAAGGAUAAUCACGGUGCUCAAGAACCACGACGGUGCAUCGGUGGUUUGUAAAAACGAGAAGUACAUGUAAAAAGUAUCAGUGCAUUAAAGGAAGGUUUGCUCUUAUUAAAGAAAGCUAUUAAUUAUAUAAAAGUAAUCAUAAUAAAAAGAGAAAAGUAAAACUAAAACACACUUAAU
Molecule: messenger RNA, 5595 nt
Organism: Anopheles bellator
Lineage: Eukaryota; Metazoa; Arthropoda; Insecta; Diptera; Culicidae
Gene: spir
Product: protein spire
Exons: 17
Coding region: 1-3612 (1203 amino acids)
Biological process (GO): cleavage furrow formation; intracellular transport; establishment of meiotic spindle localization
Cellular component (GO): cytoplasmic vesicle membrane; cell cortex
Molecular function (GO): actin binding
Source: RefSeq, a predicted model, not a curated record